Molecule: messenger RNA, 1585 nt
Organism: Monomorium pharaonis (pharaoh ant)
Lineage: Eukaryota; Metazoa; Arthropoda; Insecta; Hymenoptera; Formicidae
Gene: O-fut2
Product: GDP-fucose protein O-fucosyltransferase 2
Exons: 8
Coding region: 203-1528 (441 amino acids)
Biological process (GO): protein O-linked glycosylation via fucose
Molecular function (GO): peptide-O-fucosyltransferase activity
Source: RefSeq, a predicted model, not a curated record
AUGAUCGCUCUCAGGUUCCUCUCUGGUACAAUAAAGUGCAAGAUAGAGUUCAGUUAACCAAACCCAUCUUUCUUCCUAUUCGAUACAAAUGGCUUUUAUCGCUUCCUUGAACUGUGUUUCUCUUCUCUCUUAUCAAAUUCCAAACGUAUAGAGCUUUACGUGAAUCAACUGUAAAAGAUCUAAUAAGAACUGCAAGAGUGAGAUGUAUACCUUGAAAAUUUUGUGCGCAAUCGUUUUGACAGCAUGUGUUGUAAAUGGCAGCGAACCUGGAUUUUGUGAGGUCCUGGGUGCGUGCACUGAGGAUUCGAAGAGAUGUCUCGCUCAGAACCGCUUCACAGGAAAACGUUACAUCCUUUAUGAUGUGAAUCCUGGAGAAGGCUUUAACCUGAGGAGAGACGUGUACAUCCGUGUUGCAGUUUUUCUCAAAGGACUAAUUGAGAGGGAUAAAGAAUUCCAGUGGCAAUUGGUCUUGCCACCUUGGGGUAAUCUGUAUCACUGGCAAAGCAAAAACAUAGGCUCUCAAGAGCGUUUACCUUGGGGUACUUUCUUUGAUGUUACAAGUCUUCAACGAUAUAUACCAGUCAUUGAAAUGUAUAAAUUUAUGGAAGAGUACUCGUGCGAGAGUAGAGAAGUACAACUUGAUCGUGUGUACAUUUUGCAAAAUGAUGAGGAAAUGUUCAAGACAGGUAAAUUUGAGGAUAAGAAUGAGCUAGUGAACUGUGAUCGCGAUUCAGUGCGAUAUCAUGAAUCAGAGCAGCAUUUGUACACCGGUCCAUUCUGGGGCUAUUCUAAUGUCACGGCUCGGGAUGUGAAAUGUCUCAAGUUCCACGGCAUGGCACGUGACCUUUUUCAGAAUCUCAUGCCAACGCGAUACAGAUCUAUAAUGUUUGAUCACAUGGAAAUCGCUUUACACGACGAAUAUGGGUCUAAAGAGUACUGGAAAGCUAGACGCAGUAUGCGUUAUAAUUCUGAAUUAUACGAUAUCGCGAAAAAUUAUAGAAAAACCUUCUUGAAUUCCAUGGAUGAGGAUGAUAAUACCGAACGAUCAGCAGAUUGGACUAAAGAGAAGAAACGGCGAAAUGCAAGAGGCGGGCCGUAUAUAGCAGUUCAUCUCAGAAGACGCGAUUUUAUCAGAGCUCACAAAACAUCGGUCCCGACAAUAAAGGAUACUGCCUUACAAUUACAAAAAAGAAUGGAUAAGCUUGGAUUAACCUUGUUAUUUGUUGCAACAGAUGCAGAACAAUACGAAUUUGAAGAACUUAAGUCGUAUCUACCUCAAUACAAAGUCUUGAAGUAUAUGCCAUCUAAGUAUGUGAUGAAUAAGUUUAAAGAUGGUGGAGUUGCUAUCAUUGAUCAAAUAAUUUGUUCAUAUGCUAGAUAUUUCAUAGGAACACACGAAUCAACGUUUACAUUUAGAAUACAAGAAGAUAGGGAAAUUAUCGGUUUCUCAACGGAAACUACAUUCAAUAAGUUAUGUAAGCCUAAUGGAGAUUGUGCAAUAGAUGGAUUCUGGUCAAUUGUCUGGUGACGUUCUGCUUUAAUCAUUCAGAAACUUUUAAUUGGUAAAUAUAAAAAUAAUACCUUU